This is a messenger RNA of Drosophila ficusphila, 971 nucleotides long. RefSeq lists its product as uncharacterized. The record is from RefSeq and is a predicted model, not a curated record. Lineage: Eukaryota; Metazoa; Arthropoda; Insecta; Diptera; Drosophilidae.
UUUACUUUUAUAGUGUUUUCAUCAAAAGUUUUUAUAAUGCAUGUAUGGUUUAAUAAACCUUUUGUAUAAAGAAGUAGCCUAUUCUUGUCUAUAUAUGAUUUAUUCAUUUUUUUUAUUUAAUUUUUGAAAAUUUACUUGUGAGGUGAUUCUAAUUCAUGUGAAUUUUUAUUCAAUUUAUACAUUUAUACAUUUGCUUAAAAUUGUAGGACAAAUGUGGGAUUCUGAAUAUUAAUUCGAUAUUGGCGUUUCUACUUUGUUUAGUGUUCUCCCUAGAGAAGAUGUAUGGGAUAUGAGCAACAGUUAGGCAUUUAUUUAUUAUUUCGUUGUCAUUCCAAUAGGUAAGAACUAAUAAACAACUUUGAGACAGGUAAAAAUGCAAUUCGAAAUGUUUUGGUUGCUUCAAUUUAUAGUUAAAGCUUAUUGUCCCGGCAAAAGUCCCGGCCAUAUGGGCCGGAAUUCCUGACCGAUUCCCAGCGCUUUUCGUUCUGCGUUUUGUUUGUUUCCUUCGUUUUUUGUGACUUUUUGCACGCAGCUGCUGCGCACAGCGAAAAGGGGCUGGGAAAUGUGAUUAAAGACUUCCGCCGCGGGCUGCAUUUUGGGAAAUCGUCUUCCAGCAGUCGCCACUUGGAAAUUGAAAUCAAAGACAUAUUGAACAACGAUAGAAACCAUCCGAACAAUCUACAUUUUAAAAUAAACGUAGGUGCGAGGCACAUCACUCGCUCGAAAAGUCAAUGAAGCGUUUGCGCAGACAGCGAACGCGAACACAAAAGAAAAUGCACGAUGCUGCUCCCUUUGGCCGCAAACUUACACUUUUACGAGUUUUACGCGUUUGGCUAAAGCUUCGAUUGCUGCUAGCACUUCAGGGAUGGCAAUUAAGUGACAGGGUUGCACAGUCGAACAUCAGCGUUUUGGCAUUCUUUUGCCCGCUAAAAGCCAGGGCUACAAGAACUUGCGCGUUCGUCUUUCAAUAG